GCGUCGCCUGCAGUGCAAGGAAGUGAAAGUAGCAGAGAGACGACCACGACAGAGAAAGGGUCGAGUCGGAACCACAGGAUUCAGCAACACUUUACCAUCGGAGUUCAGACCACAGAACUGAUCUUACAUCGGAUGUAAGAUCACAAAACAAGCUGCAACACUCUCCCAUCGGAUUUAAGGCGUAUCCGUCUCGCUGAGGUUAGAAUAGACCGAGGUUGCACAGUGAUCUGGGGUUAGAACAGACCGGGGUUGAACAGUGAUCUGGGGUUAGAAUAGUCCGGGGUUGAACGAUGAUCUGGGGUUAGAAUAGUUCGGGGUUGAACAGUGAUCUUGAGUUUGAAUAGUCCUGGUUGAACAGUGAUCUGGGGUUAGAAUAAACCGGGGUUGAACAGCGAUCUGCAACAACAGGUUGUUCAGUGUGUGGAACUCCAAAUGCGUGCGGGUAUUCCGUGACAUGCUGGAGAGGAACUGGUCGUGACUUCAACAUGAUGAACGGUAAGAGCCGUCUGCAGUGGGCGGAGGAGGAGGUGUCGGAGGUGAAGGGCAUCAUGAUGGAGAACCUGAAGAAGGCCGACGAGAGGGCCGACAAACUGGAGGACCUGGAGGACCGGGCCGAGGACAUGCUGGCCAAGAGUAAAAGUUUCGAGAAGACCACCCAGAAGGUGAAGCAGAAGAAGCGCUGGGAGAACAUGAGGACGAAGAUGGUGCUGGUGGGGGUGGGGGUGGCUGCCCUGCUCAUCGUCAUAGGCAUCAUCAUAUACUACAUCGUCAGGUCCACCAACGGAGGGGAGUAGCUUCGAUGCUAACCCGAUGCUAACAGGAAAGGGUUCCCUUCCCUGAGGAAGUUCCGGUGAGCGGCAAGGCUGAGACCUCGGACCAAGACGAUGUUUUGGUGUUGAAGCUGCUCGUUCAGAUUCAUUCUUUGGUUUGAGGGUUGUAAAAAAAAAGGCCUUCAAAGCUGUUGUAGGUAAGAUUUGAGAAUAGGAAGGAGAGAGAGAGAACCAAUCAGGAGACAGGCUCUGAUUGGUGAGGAAUGAGCAGGCUCGAUUUAAAAUAAAAACGCUCUCAUACAGAGGCAGGUCCAACCAGAGCAGAUCUUCUCACAGAGCAUUUGACUCACUAACAGUGGAUCAAUGGCGAAGGCAUUUCCAACUAAUUACACUCAAAUGACAGUUUGAAGAUCUUACCUACAGCGCCUUUGAAGACCCUCCUAAUCAUUGUAUGUACUUUUAAGUGUGUUUGUUUUUUAAUAUGGUACCAUCAGCUGCUUCUGCUUAAAGAGAACUGGUAAAAGACAUUAUUCCCUAGAGAUCUGGAGGAGAGAUGCUUCACUGACCACCACGUCACUGAGUAAAAACCUGUGUUCUAGGGGAACAUGUACAACAAAUUGUAACACCUGUCUUGUAAAAUAGUAAUCUCCAUACAAUACAAUCCUAGUAGACAUUGUUGCUCAAUUACAUGACAUUUUUUGGUUUAGGCUUAACUAUACUCAAAUUUCAGUCUUUAUUUUGGAUAUCCUUCACUCGAAUGUUUCAACAUAGAAAGUGAAACAAAUAAGGGAGAAGUAUGAAGUAUUGGGUUUUUUUAUUGAGGUGAAUGAGGAAGGAAGUAAAGGAAUAGACCAGUUUCACUUGGUUUUGUUUUUGUUGAAAUUAAACCAGGCUCUUCACCCAGUCAGGUAUUGUGGUUGGAGAAUAAGCUAACUCCUUAAUAACUGAUGGAGAAUCAGUUACAACAAAUAACCCUUCCUCUUUCCUUUCUUUUAGCACUAUAGUACUGAUCUCAACUUGCCGUGAUGUCAUUUGCAUUACUUUCAGAAUGUAGCGUGUCUUUGACGUUAAGUCCUUCAAGAAAAAGAGAGCUCUGAUGAUGAUAGAGUUGAUGUGAGAGUUGGGGGCUCUGUUGAGGUGAGAGUUGUGAGAGCUCUGUUGAUUUGAGAGUUGUGAGAGCUCUGUUGAUUUGAGAGUUGUGAGAGCUCUGUUGAUUUGAGUUUUGUGUACAAACUUCGCUGCAGAGCAAACAGCCAACUGAGCUCCAAACACAGAGACACUUUUGUGUUUAAUUUUAGUCUGGCUUCUAUUCUCAGCGGUGUUUUGAUUUUUCUUGUUUUUGAUCUCUGAAUGUAUAAAUAUCUCAUAGCCCACAGUUGAAUAAAUAAAUAUAUAUAGAUAGAAAAAAUGUAUGUUAAA
Gadus morhua (Atlantic cod) is the source of this 2189-nucleotide messenger RNA. RefSeq names its product vesicle-associated membrane protein 5 (gene vamp5). Gene Ontology annotation, biological process: Golgi to plasma membrane protein transport. The transcript is spliced from 3 exons. The coding region runs from base 486 to 794 and encodes 102 amino acids. Lineage: Eukaryota; Metazoa; Chordata; Actinopteri; Gadiformes; Gadidae. Gene Ontology annotation, cellular component: plasma membrane. The record is from RefSeq and is a predicted model, not a curated record.